UGAUGUAACGUAUCACAUUUCAGAUGGCGACCUCACAAAAGGGAAACGAAAAUUGUCUGACAUGUGUCAUAUGUCACGAGAUGUUUGACAAGCCCUGUACACUUGUGUGCAAUCACACCUUCUGUCGGAAAUGUGUCAUCAACUACACCAAGACCAGACCAGAAGCCAUCAGUGCCAAGUCCCUCCUCUGUCCAUUCUGCAACAAGAUGACGAAAGUGUCUGCUCCUGAGAGACCAGUGGAGAAGUGGGCGGAUGACGUCAAGUCUAUCUUUGUCAUCCAGGGACUCUUGGACUCGUUUGGUCCGGAUUCUACAGAUGGGGACCUCUCAGAAGCUAACAGAACAUUUCCUGACCUGUACAAUAUGCACAGAGGUGUUUGAUAAUCCCUGUACGCUUGUGUGUAAUCACACCUUCUGUCGAAAAUGUGUCGUCAACUACACCAAGACCAGACCAGAAGCCAUCAGUGCCAAGUCCCUCCUCUGUCCAUUCUGCAACAAGAUGACGAAAGUGUCUGCCCCUGAGAGACCAGUGGAGGAGUGGGCGGAUGACGUCGAGCCAAUCUUUAUCAUCCAGGGACUCUUGGACUCGUUUGGUCCUGGAUCUAAAGAUACAGCCUCCUGCAGCUACUGUAGGGAGGAAGAGGAGACAACUCCAGCUGUUGUUUGGUGCUCGGUCUGUGAUGAGGCACUCUGUGACAAAUGUACUGGAGCUCACAACCGGAUCCCCUCAUUACGGAAACACAAAGUCAUUGACCUCUCCGGCGAGGUCAAGGUCAGAAGAAGAAACAAUGUGACAUGUAAAGAGCACAAGGACGAAACUAUCAAAUAUUUGUGUAAAGAUUGUAAUAAAGCUGUUUGUCAGACAUGCUGCACUAUCUACCACAGGAAAUGUGACUCGGUCGUCACACUCGAGUCGGAAAUGAUGGCUGUGAAGACAGAGCUGGUGAAGAUGAAAGAUACUUUGUCAAGGAGAAGACACAAACGAAACACACAGGUGCAGAAAAAGAAAUCAGUGAUGGCAGAAGAAAUACGUCAACAUUCACAGACGGAAUCCGAUAUCAAGUCUGCAAGUCUGAAGGCAAUACAAGGGAUAAAACUCAAGGAACAGAAACUUUUGGAUGAACUGAAAGAGAUGUCAGACAAACACAUCGGACAACUGGAGGCAGACAUUAAGUCAGGGGAGAUGUCAGUACAGAUGUACCAACAACAGGCGGAGCUGAUAGACCAGGCUCUACAAUCUGAGUGUGACAUGGAUGUGUAUGAGAUGUAUCAGGGAUGUGAGGCGGAUGAUGUGGAGGCUGUCAGAGACGCAGAUGUGAAGGAGAGAAGAAGAAUAACCGGGGUCACAUUCAGACAGGACACGGACAAGCUGAGUAAAUCUCUGGACGGUCUACAGCUGGGUGAGAUAGACAUCCUGUAUGAGGAUGAGCUGGACCUGAAGGCUACUCCUGUGUUACACGACACCAUUAACGUCAGAGUAGCAGGCGACAGUACCCAAUCAUCCCCGCGUGACGUGACAGUGAUGGUGGUGAAUGACACGGAUACAGUUGUAGUCACCGACCACAACAACCAGAGUGUGAAGUCCUUCUACAUCAGGAAUAACCAGACACGUCACAGUAAACUCAGUCUGCGUGGUCGACCAUGGAAUCUGACAAAGUUGACACACAACCAGGUGGCCGUCAUUGUCAGUAAAAUCAAUCAGAUCGUAACAGUAGAAGUCAACCCUGACCUGGUGCUGCUGUCAACCAUCACAGCCAGCAAACGGUACAUGGGGAUAACGUCCCUGACACCAUCAACACUAGCAGCUAGUUCCCAGUCUCCUCCCUGUGUUGAUAUCCUGGAUAUGGCGGGAAACGUGCUGAGGUCAAUCAGUCCAUGCCACAACCGUAACAACAUCUUACAAUAUCCCAACUUCCUCUGUACCACGAGGACAGGAAACAUCCUGGUGUCUGACGGUGGAACCAAGUGUGUCGCGUGUCUGACCCCCGAGGGAGAUGUGGUGUUCACCUACAGCCCUACAGGAUACACAGCACUGAAGUCUCCCCAGGGUAUCACAAGUACCAGCACAGGUGACAUCCUGGUGACAGACUACCUUCUACACAGAGUCAUCCAUCUGACGGAGUCAGGACAGUUUGUCAGAAGCAUACCGCCCCCAAAGGACGGUAUCAAAAACCCCAGGGUGUCCCACCCAACUAGCGGGGAUCACACAGGUUGUCAUUAUGUCCACGUGAAACACGAGAUAUUCAGACAGUUCUCGGACUACGGUUACCAGAAUCUCAUCACAAGCAAGAUGGCGACCUCUCAGAAGCUAACGGAACAUUUCCUGACCUGUACAAUAUGCACAGAGGUGUUUGAUAAUCCCUGUACGCUUGUGUGUAAUCACACCUUCUGUCGAAAAUGUGUCGUCAACUACACCAAGACCAGACCAGAAGCCAUCAGUGCCAAGUCCCUCCUCUGUCCAUUCUGCAACAAGAUGACGAAAGUGUCUGCACCAGAGAGACCAGUGGAGGAGUGGGCGGAUGACGUCAAGCCGAUCUUUAUCAUCCAGGGACUCUUAGACUCGUUUGGUCCUGGAUCUAAAGAUACAGCCUCCUGCUGCUACUGUAGAGAGGAAGGGGAGACAACUCCAGCUGUUGUUUGGUGCUCGGUCUGUGAUGAGGCACUCUGUGACAAAUGUACUGGAGCUCACAACCGCAUCCCGUCAUUACGGAAACACAAAGUCAUUGACCUCUCCGGCGAGGUCACGGUCGGAAGAAGACACAAGGUAACAUGUAAAGAGCACAAGGACGAAACUAUCAAAUAUUUGUGUAAAGAUUGUAAGAAAGCUGUUUGUCAGACAUGCUGCACUAUCUACCACAGGAAAUGUGACUCGGUCGUCACACUCGAGUCGGAAAUGAUGGCUGUGAAGACAGAGCUGGUGAAGAUGAAAGAGACUUUGUCAAGGAGAAGACACAAUCGAAACACAGAGGUGCAGAAAAAGAAAUCAGUGAUGGCAGAAGAAAUACGUCAACAUUCACAGACGGAAUCCGACAUCAAGUCUGCAAGUCUGAAGGCAAUACAAGGGAUAAAACUCAAGGAACAGAAACUUCUGGACGAACUGAAAGAGAUGUCAGACAAACAGAUGAGACAACUGAAGGCAGACAUUAAGUCAGGGGAGAUGUCAGUACAGAUGUACCAACAACAGGCUGAGCUGAUAGACCAGGCUCUACAAUCUGAGUGUGACAUGGAUGUGUAUGAGAUGUAUCAGGGAUGUGAGGCCGGUGAUGUGGAGGCUGUCGGAGACCCAGAUGUGAAGGAGGGAGGAAGAAUAACCGGGGUCACAUUCAGACAGGACACAGACAAGCUAAGUAAAUCUCUGGACGAUCUACAGCUGGGUAAGAUAGACGUCAUGUAUGAGGGUGUGCUGGACCUGAAGGCUACUCCUGUGUUACAGGACACCAUUGAUGUCAGAGUAACAGGCGACAGUACCACAUCAUCCCCAAGUAACGUGACAGUGAGGGUGGUGAAUGACACAGAUACAGUUGUAGUCACCGACUACAAAAACAAGAGUGUGAAGUCCUUCUACACCAGGAAUAACAAGACACGUCACAGUAAACUCAGUCUGCGUGGUCAACCAUGGGGUCUGACAAAGUUGACACACAACCAUGUGGCCGUCACUGUCCUGGACAUCAAUCAGAUUGUAACAGUAGAAGUCAACCCUGACCUGGUGCUUCUGUCAACCAUCACAACCAGCAAACAGUACUUGGGCAUAACGUCCCUGACACCAUCAACACUAGCAUCUAGUUCCCGGUCUCCUCCCUGUGUUGAUAUCCUGGAUAUGACGGGAAACGUUCUGAGGUCAAUCAGUCCACUCCAAAAUGGUAACAACAUCUUACAAUGUCCCGACUUCCUCUGUACCACAAGGACAGGAAACAUCCUGGUGUCUGACGGUGGAACCAAGCGUGUCGUGUGUCUGACCCCUGAGGGAGAUGUGGUGUUCACCUACUACAGCCCUACAGGAGACACAGCACUGAAGGAUCCCCAGGGUAUCACAAGUACCAGCACAGGUGACAUCCUUGUGACAGACUACCUUCAACACAGCGUCAUCCAUCUGACGGAGACGGGACAGUUUGUCAGAAACAUACUGACACAACAGGACGGUAUCAAGGACCCCGAGGGUGUGUGUGUAGACGGACAUGGCCACGUGUAUGUUUGUCUCAGUUGGAAAGGAGUUAUUAAGGUGUUCACAUGUAACCACUGACAACGUGUGUUUGUGACAUAUAUAUGUGUAUAGAACUCUCUCAGGUUGCUGUCGUCUUUAGGAAGGAAUUCAUAAAAGCCCAAACUGUAUGAUACUGAUUAUCCGCAAGUUGCCUUAUGGAUGACGGUGUACUAUUCAGGAUAUCUCAGUCACAUGCAUGUCUCACAGUACACGAUACAUCAACUGUGUUUUAAAGACAUCUCCGAUACGAGACCUGUCCAUGUUACUCUCUAAUACAUCAACAUACUGAAGUAAUCAGGAUUACCAAGACGUGUGGUGGACGUCAUACAUUUAUUGAUUUUAUGUGUACAUGUUAUUAAUAAAUGUCGACAGACCUGAAAUUU
This is a messenger RNA of Haliotis rufescens (red abalone), 4583 nucleotides long. RefSeq lists its product as uncharacterized. Gene Ontology annotation, biological process: positive regulation of DNA-templated transcription. Gene Ontology annotation, molecular function: protein binding; ubiquitin-protein transferase activity; zinc ion binding. Gene Ontology annotation, cellular component: chromatin; nucleoplasm. The transcript is spliced from 6 exons. The record is from RefSeq and is a predicted model, not a curated record. Bases 253 to 4239 code for a protein of 1328 amino acids. Lineage: Eukaryota; Metazoa; Mollusca; Gastropoda; Lepetellida; Haliotidae.